Orycteropus afer afer is the source of this 363-nucleotide messenger RNA. RefSeq names its product developmental pluripotency associated 5 (gene DPPA5). Lineage: Eukaryota; Metazoa; Chordata; Mammalia; Tubulidentata; Orycteropodidae. Gene Ontology annotation, biological process: regulation of gene expression. Bases 1 to 363 code for a protein of 120 amino acids. The transcript is spliced from 3 exons. The record is from RefSeq and is a predicted model, not a curated record. Gene Ontology annotation, cellular component: cytoplasm. Gene Ontology annotation, molecular function: mRNA binding.
AUGGGAGCGCGUCUGGAAAGGAAAAACAUCCCACCGUGGUUGAAAUCUCCCAACGACUUGAAAGAUCCCGAGGUGUUUCAGGUCCCAACCGGGCUGCUGGCAACCGUAUUUGGCCCAAAUGGAUCUCGAAUCCCAUACCUCGAGCAAGUGAGCAAGACUAUGCUCGAGCUGAAGGUUCUGGAAUCCUCGAACUUCACUGAGGUGGUGAUCUACGGAUCCUACUUACACAAGUUACGGGCCAAAUGGAUGCUCCAGUCUCUGGCCGAGUGGCACCGCCAGCGACAAGAGCGAGGGAUGCUGAGACUUGAGGAAGCCAUGAAUGCCCUCGAACUAGACCUUGGAUUCAGUGAAGCCAAUUCCUAG